AUGGAAUAUUAACAACAGCAGUCCUAGGUUGCCAACUAUUAAGACCUUGAAUUGAUUAAUAAGCAAAACACAUUCAAUACUAAUACUGAUACCCCACAAGGAGAAAUUCACAAGAGUAAUGAACAGUAGCCAGAGGCAUGGUGGAGAAGAUUCUUACGACUAGUAUUUGUGUAUGCAUUCGAUCCAUUAGUAAAGGGCAUUUUCUAUGGAUCAGGAUAUCUUGUUGGCAAGGUUUUAUUCAGAUACAAUUGGAUGCUUUUCUAUAAGCAAAUUACUGCCCUAAGAUAGUAGUGA
Molecule: messenger RNA, 294 nt
Organism: Stylonychia lemnae
Lineage: Eukaryota; Ciliophora; Spirotrichea; Sporadotrichida; Oxytrichidae
Source: the annotation of a GenBank genome assembly